This is a messenger RNA of Caenorhabditis briggsae, 360 nucleotides long. NCBI's taxonomy places the organism in Eukaryota, Metazoa, Nematoda, Chromadorea, Rhabditida, Rhabditidae. The record is from RefSeq and is a predicted model, not a curated record. Bases 1 to 360 code for a protein of 119 amino acids. The transcript has 2 exons.
AUGUCGUCGCCCAAAAAUGAAGAAGUUGUGCGAAUCAGCGCCAAUGAGUACUGGCAAGAUAUCAAAGAUGAAUACCUCCAAAAACUUGCCAGUACGGACCCUGCUGAAAUCUACCCUAGCAACAAUCCGGGACCGGAAACUGCCGAUGGUAAAGUGAAUUUCGAAUGCCAUUGCGUAGGACACCUUGUUGCGAGUCCGUGUGGUUUUGAAUUUCGGGAAGUAAUCACUUGCCAGAAAAGCAGCAGUGAAGAUCAGAUGGAACAGGGAGCUUGUGGCAAAGAACUGCUAUCUUUUAUGGAAUGUGUGACACGGACGCAAUGCUUCGGAUCCAGUGGAUCUCCUGACAAAUAUAGCCAAUAA